Pocillopora verrucosa is the source of this 6998-nucleotide messenger RNA. RefSeq names its product collagen alpha-5(IV) chain. NCBI's taxonomy places the organism in Eukaryota, Metazoa, Cnidaria, Anthozoa, Scleractinia, Pocilloporidae. Gene Ontology annotation, biological process: extracellular matrix organization. The record is from RefSeq and is a predicted model, not a curated record. Gene Ontology annotation, molecular function: extracellular matrix structural constituent conferring tensile strength. Gene Ontology annotation, cellular component: collagen trimer.
UCUGUCAAUAAACCGUGAAACAUUAUCACCCGUGACCAAACGUGAAACAAAAGCCGCUUUCUCAAUCUCGGAAUUUUGGUCUGCUGUCCAUUGAGUUACCGAUCAGCAAACGACACUUCCAAACUCUCCUUACACUACAAGCGUCGUUAACUUAGUAUGUCCAGAUAAGAGCACAACGAACGUAGUAACUGCUUCUGGAUAUAUCGAUUAGCCAUGCGGUUUUUAGUCCAAUUUGCCGCUGUUUUUGUUGUAAUUUGUGGAUUCUAUCUGGUGAAUCCUCCUCUCGCGGAUGCUGCGUGCCAAGGAUGCCAAUCAUGUGUUCCUAAAUGUAUUGGAGAAAAAGGUGGAAGGGGAGAAAGAGGAAGACAAGGAUUUCCUGGUCCACCUGGUUUACCAGGUUUUCAAGGACCAGAAGGUCUACCCGGUCCCAGAGGUGAUAAGGGCGGUAAAGGUGAAGCAGGCCCAACUGGUGAAAGAGGGCCAAGAGGACGAGUUGGUCAACCAGGUUUUCCAGGAGCAAAUGGAAAUCCAGGUAUACCCGGUGAGGAUGGUCCUCGUGGUAUGAUGGGAGACCCAGGCUGUAAUGGAACAAAGGGAGAGCGAGGUAUCCCAGGAAACCCUGGAAACCCAGGACCCAAAGGAAACACGGGCUUGCCUGGCAAUGUAGGAAUGAAAGGUGAAAAAGGUUCAUCAGCCACUGAUGUUGUUGGAGCUAAGGGAGAUACAGGACCUCCAGGAGAAAGAGGAGAUGCUGGAGAGCGCGGGGACAGAGGAUCGCAAGGUGGCCAGGGACCACCCGGAGAGAAAGGGGAACCUGGACCACCAGGCCCUGAUGGAGCAAAGGGAGAAAAGGGAAAUCAGGGGAUUGCAAAACAAGGAGCAAAGGGAAAGAUGGGUGAACCAGGUGUGAAAGGAGAAAAGGGAAAACCAAUGAACAUCAAAGAAAUUAUAGCAUCAAACCUCACUGUAAUCACAGUAAAGGGGAUCAAGGGAGACAAAGGUGAACCGGGCCAGUCUGGUAGCAGAGGAGAGAAAGGAGAAAGAGGACCAUCCAACCCUGGUCCCGAAGGUAUCCAAGGACCUACUGGGCCACAAGGAGACCCUGGUCAAAAGGGAGAACAGGGAGAGACUGGUACAAGAGGAGCUCCAGGAGAAGAUGGUCCACAGGGACCUCCUGGUACACCAGGAGAUGAAGGUCCUCUUGGAGAAAGAGGGGCAACAGGAAAUUCUGGUGAUCCUGGAGAACCAGGCUUGAAAGGAGACAGAGGAGACAGAGGACCUGAAGGAGUUGGACCACCAGGCCCUGAUGGCCCCAAGGGUGACACAGGGCCUCCCGGUUUUCCAGGUGCAGGAGGACCAAAAGGUGACAUAGGAAAUCCUGGUGCCACAGGCCCUCCAGGACCACCUGGACCACAAGGAACACAGGGUGACCCAGGACCUACUGGACCUCCAGGAGGAUUGGGACUUCCUGGCAAUCCUGGGAUGAAGGGUGCUACUGGUAAUCCAGGGCCCCGGGGCUUGCCAGGUCCAAAGGGGGAUAAAGGACCACGUGGAAUCACUGUCAUGGGAGGUCAAGGCAUGGAUGGAGAACGUGGACAAAGAGGAGAGAAAGGAGACAAGGGAGAACAAGGAUUUCCAGGCCCACAAGGUGAUAGCGAAAAUGGUCCCCCGGGAGAAAAAGGUAAUCGAGGACCACCAGGGUCUCAAGGAGAAGAUGGCCCAAAGGGGUCCCAAGGUCCCAAAGGUGAAGCUUGUGGUGACUGUCCAGAGGGCCCCCAAGGUCCUUCAGGAGAAGAUGGUGAAAGUGGCCCCCAAGGGCCAAGUGGUACCUCAGGGUCACCAGGCGACCCUGGACCUCAAGGUGACCCAGGGGCUCCUGGACCUCAAGGACGCAGUGGACGUGACGGAGAACCAGGUCUGCAAGGUGAUCCUGGCGAAGCUGGAGCUCCUGGGCCUAAAGGUGAAAAGGGAGAGGUUAUCAGAGUGGUAGGGGACAAAGGGGAGAAAGGAAAACCGGGUGUGGAGGGUAUCUCUGGUGAUCAGGGUCCUCCAGGAGCAGAAGGAGCACAAGGGCCACCUGGACCCAAGGGGUCUACCGGACCUCGCGGACUUAAGGGUGAGAAAGGCUUGGAUGGAAAGGAUGGGAAAACUGGCGAGACAGGUCAGAGGGGAGAAAAAGGAAUGAAAGGAGAGCCAGGAGAGGUUGUAAAUGGGCCUAAAGGGAAAGAUGGUGAAAAAGGCGAUAAAGGAGAUUUGGGGGCUAAGGGCGAAAAAGGAGAUUGUCUUAACUUAGGACAACUUAAGAACAUGACGAAGGGCGAAAAAGGCGAGCCAGGUGCCACAGGCUCCCCAGGUCAAGAGGGAGAUAAAGGAGAUCCAGGACCACAAGGAGAAAUUGGCCAGAAAGGACAGCAAGGAGAAAUAGGAAUGACAGGAGAGAAGGGAGAUGGAAUUCCAGGGCCGCCGGGACCUCCUGGUCCUCAAGGUCCCAACGGACCACCAGGUCCCAAAGGUGACACAGGAGCCACAGGUGACAAAGGUGCCCUUGGCGCUGAUGGUCCUCCAGGUAGCGAUGGUGGUAAGGGAGAGAAGGGAGACAUUGGGCCUCUCGGUAACCCUGGGUCACCCGGUAGUCCCGGUAAAAAUGGAGCCCAAGGGGACCCUGGAGAAAGAGGCGAGCGGGGUAGCGAUGGUCUGAAAGGGGAACCUGGUGAAAAGGGGAGUAACGGCCAGGCUGGCAGUCCAGGAGCGCCAGGCCAGACAGGACCUCGAGGAUUCCCAGGAGAUAGAGGAGCCAAGGGUGAUGCUGUAGUCGGACCACGUGGUCCUUCAGGGAAAGAAGGGCCUCAAGGUCAGCCCGGACAAAAGGGUGAACCAGGACCACCAGGAAGAGACGGAGACCCAGGAAACGACGGCGAUGUUGGAAACCCUGGAGAGAAAGGAAAAGAAGGAGCUGCCGGUCCAAAAGGUGUCGAGGGGCCCCCAGGAUUGAAAGGAGAGGUUGGUGAGCCCGGAAAUAUCGGAGAGAAGGGACUUCCAGGAAUCCCAGGAGGCCGUGGCGAUCAAGGCGAUAAGGGCAGUCAAGGAACAGAAGGAAUUUCAGGGCCGCAGGGCGUAGAAGGUCCAAAGGGUGAUGAGGGUCCACCAGGCAGACAAGGCUUCCCAGGCGUAAAGGGAGACUUGGGUAUGAAAGGAGAACAAGGUCCACCGGGAAAAUCAAAUGCAACAGUAAUACCUGGAGAUAAAGGCGACAAGGGAGAUCGCGGCCCUCCUGGGCCACCAGGAAGAAAUGGUGAAGAUGGUAUUGAUGGAGUAGCGGGAGAUAUUGGUCCCCGUGGUGACCCAGGGCCUGAUGGUGCACCCGGUGAACCUGGACAAGCUGGUACGCCCGGUGUACCGGGAACAUCAGGAGACAAAGGGGAACCAGGACUCAGAGGACCUGCAGGGAAAGAGGGCCCUAAAGGCCAGAGAGGACCCGCGGGCCCACCUGGAGAACAAGGGCCACGGGGAGCCGUCGGAGACAGAGGCGCACAAGGAAGUAAGGGUGAUGUUGGCCCACCUGGAAUUGGUACCCCUGGGUCCCCAGGGGACCCUGGUCCAGUUGGCGGUCCAGGAGCUCGUGGAAAUGAUGGAGAGCCGGGGCCGAGUGGAAAGGAUGGAGCACAAGGACCUCCAGGGCCUCCUGGCUCCCCGGGAGAUAAAGGUAAUGCAGGGCCUAAAGGCGACCAAGGAAAUACAGGAGAAACGACAGUCGUUCAGGGCCCCAAAGGGGAGAGAGGUCAAGCUGGCAGAGAUGGUUUGGAUGGCGCUGAUGGAACCAACGGUGAACCCGGAUCCCCUGGACAGCCUGGAAACCCUGGACCGCCAGGGAACGUAGGUCUGCCAGGUGACCCAGGUCCGAUAGGUCCUGCUGGUCCCCCUGGUGAUAAUGGUUUGGCGGGAGACCCUGGCCCUAAAGGAGAAAAGGGACAAGAGGGUUCAGCCGGGCAGCCAGGAGUCAAGGGUGAUACAGGUAUUAAAGGUAAUGCAGGCCAACCAGGUCAGCAGGGAGACCAGGGGCCACCAGGAGAGGCAGGAGCGAAUGGCGAGCCUGGGUUGAAAGGAGAACCAGGACCACCAGGACCAAACGGUAGCCCUGGAGAAAAUGGAGCAACUGGGGCAAACGGAGACCCUGGUCAACCUGGUCCCCCUGGGGAUGAUGGUGCCAAAGGAAGCACAGGACCUGUGGGACCGCCAGGACCUGCCGGACCCAAAGGAGUUGGAGGAAUGGAGGGUUUUCCAGGAGAUCAGGGGGAGCCAGGAGACCCUGGGGAAAAUGGUAUUACUGGUCUACCCGGAGAGAAGGGAAAUGAUGGAUUUCCCGGAGUUCUUGGCGAGAAAGGAGAUCCUGGGGCUACUGGUCCCCCAGGCCCACGGGGUGAUCCUGGAAGAGGAGAAGGAAGUCCCGGCGAAACAGGUGAACCUGGCUUGGAUGGAAUUAAUGGGCAGGAUGGUGAACCAGGUCCCACAGGGCCCCGAGGGCCUCCUGGGCCUCAGGGUCCGAAAGGUGAUGACGGAGCCCCUGGAGUCAAUGGAUUAGAUGGACCCAUAGGUGACAAGGGAGAUCGAGGCAUAGCUGGACAACCCGGUCUGCCGGGAGAUCCUGGUCUGCCAGGUCCUCCAGGAGAAAGCGGACUUCCUGGACCCCCGGGUGAAGCAGAUUUCGGAUUUUAUGUGGUGCGGCAUAGUCAAACUGCAGAGCUUCCUGAUUGCCCAGCCGAUACGGUAUCGCUAUGGGAAGGCUACAGUUUGCUUUACGUGCAGGGCAAUGAACGUGCUCACGGCCAAGAUCUUGGUCAGCCCGGUUCUUGUCUUCCAAAAUUCAGCACCAUGCCUUUCCUGUUCUGUAACCUGAACGAAAACUGUAACCUGGCCUCGAGAAAUGACUACACCUUCUGGCUGUCGACACCCGAACCUAUUCCCAUGAUGCCUGUGCAAGACCAAGAUGUGAAGCCGUUUAUCAGUCGCUGCCGUGUCUGUGAGGCGCCAGCUAUGGUCAUGGCUCUUCACAGCCAGAGCAUGGUUGAGCCAGAUUGUCCUGAGGAAUGGCAGCCACUCUGGAGAGGCUACAGCUUCUUGAUGCACACAAGCGCCGGAAACGACGGUGCUGGCCAGCUUCUUUCAUCCCCAGGCUCCUGUCUGGAGGACUUCCGUACCAGUCCUUUCAUCGAGUGCCACGGUCGCGGGACAUGUCAUUACUACGGUAGCACGUACAGUUUCUGGUUAACAACCGUCACGGACGAGGAGCAGUUCCGAACACCGACAUCAAAGACGAUUAAAUCAGGAAACCAACGAGAACACGUCAGUCGCUGCACUGUUUGUAUGAAAAAGGUUUACAACAACAAUAAUGGAAACGGAAAUGGGGGAGGAGGUGGGGUCGUGGAUCCCAUCGUCGACCCUGUAGACUUGCCAAACUAACUCAGUAUGAGCAGUAUUAGUAUAGUAAUGUCGAAAGUUUUCUUUUUUUAUUAUUUACGUUAAGCAAUGUAAUCUCGUUCUUUACGUUGCUUUUGGAUAACGCCGUUAUUUGAAAUUCUAUGAAGGGAGGAAUGCGAUUCACUUCCAAGGUCAGUAGACCUGUUAUUGGAUUAUUGUUUUUCAAGUCUAAAAUUAAAUUUACCAAUAUUAGUGAUAAUGCCAUCUCACCUUUUUCCACAAAGGUUGAGUGAGUUUAACUGUUUCUGCGUUAUAUUUGGUCAACGUUACUCUUCAAAAUCCGUAGACGAUCACCUAGAGGAUUAAAAGGCACAUGACCUCCGUGUUUAUCAGACCUGUUACUCGUAGCUUGUUUUCUUCAUUUUGUGACAUUCAGGUCUUGAUUGUUAAUGAUAUUCAUCCUUGAUGAAUCUCGCGAUCAAAUUGGUUUUACUAAACAUCAAUUUUGAUGAACGCUAUGCGCGUUCCUUUUGAUUUUUUUAUCAGUAUUUUUUUUUCAGAUAAUACCCAAGUUUUAAAGCAUGUCCUCUUACGCAGUUUCAAAAAAGUGAUUUCCCUCCGAUAACAUCAAAUCCCUUUUUUUGAAAAUUUGCGUUAGCAAGAGGUUUGCUUUCUAACCGAAUUGAGGGGGAGCCUUUCCGCUCCGCUUUCUAAAACUGCUUGUUAACAUGUCAAAAGCAAAUUGCUGGUCUGUAAUAACAUAAAAAUCAAUUGCUAUGGAAGAAGAGAGAGAAAAAGAACGCGCUCUCCCCAUCAUUCUCUAGAUGGUUUUUUUUUUAUUUCGGUACCGUAGGCUAUAGGCUAGCGAGGAACGACAACGGAAUGUUCUAAAAAAUAAUUGAGACUAGUGAAGUCUCGCGUGACAAUUUUCUUAGGUCCGCCCCGGUGGACCUCGGUGGUCUGUCGUAUGUCGGAAAUUUCUUUAAACUUUGCACUGCCCUCAAAAAAAUUAAUGGUAACAGUGAUAAAGUCAGUUGAAUACCGCUAAAAAAGAACUAUUCAUCCGUCGAUAAAACGUAACAUUCUCAAGAUGGACUCGAAUCAAGUUUGCGACGACCUUGAUUUGCGAAUUCGCAUCCAUGGAAAAAUGGUAAAUUAGAGAAAGGGUCGAUUUUCCGCCCUUGGAUCACUCUCAUAAAUUCAAUUUACUUAGUUUUGUUUAGUUUUCCAUAAUGGAAUUCUAUUAAUCUUUUUAUGCUUUCUGCAAGAGACUGUUUCAUGAGGAUUAUUAGUCAGUAGCUCGUUUAGUAUAACUUUCUGGUAGACGGCUAACAAUGUUACUUCAUCUAAGAGCCUCAUAUAAUUAAAGAGCAUGUUUUUAAAUAUAAUCUCCUCAUAGUUUACUUGGAUGGCCAACCACAGAAAUUAUAUGAAUAGUGUUAGAUUUGUAGUGCGAUACACGAAGCUAACGUUUCUGUUAAGAAAUAGUCUCUUUUGGUUUCUCUUUUAUAAAUACUCUAUAUUUUAAUGGGUGGUUGGGUAUGAACUUUUCUCUCUUUUAAGAAAUUAAGGGAUUAGGAGUA